This is a messenger RNA of Emys orbicularis (European pond turtle), 1161 nucleotides long. RefSeq names its product endonuclease V (gene ENDOV). Gene Ontology annotation, biological process: DNA repair. Bases 1 to 858 code for a protein of 285 amino acids. The record is from RefSeq and is a predicted model, not a curated record. Gene Ontology annotation, cellular component: nucleolus; cytoplasm. NCBI's taxonomy places the organism in Eukaryota, Metazoa, Chordata, Testudines, Emydidae. The transcript is spliced from 8 exons. Gene Ontology annotation, molecular function: single-stranded RNA binding; RNA endonuclease activity producing 5'-phosphomonoesters, hydrolytic mechanism.
AUGCCCGGACCAGCCUGCUUCUGUCAUUUCAAUGUGUUGUGUAUGGAGUUGGGAAUAAAAAGACACUAUUUUUGCCUGUGGUUAUCUUUCCUUAGGGAGCAGGCCCAGCUAAAGGCAAAUGUGAUUGAGGAGGACACUGAGGAAUGGCAGAAAGAUUCCACCUUUGCAGGGCUGGAGAGAGUGGGAGGGGUGGACCUGUCUUAUGUCAAAGGAAACGACACAAUCGCCUGCGCGUCCCUGGUGGUUCUCAGCUACCCAGAUCUUGAGGUGCUAUAUGAGGAUUGCCAGAUGGUAACCGUGAGUGCCCCCUACGUGGCAGGAUACUUAGCUUUUCGAGAGGCCCCUUUCCUGGUGGAAGCUGCUCAGAGACUUCAGGAGCGAGAGCCUGGGCUCAGGCCUCAGGUGCUGCUCGUAGAUGGGAAUGGCGUACUCCAUCACAGAGGGUUUGGUGUGGCCUGCCACCUGGGGGUGCUGACGGGCCUGCCCUGUAUUGGUGUGGCCAAAAACCUCCUGCAGGUCGAUGGCCUGGCCAAGGAUGAGCAGCACAAGGGGCAGAUCCGCGACCUGCAGAUGGGAGGAGACGUAUUCCCUCUGAGGGGCACCUCUGGGAGAGUCCUGGGCAUGGCCCUGCGCAGCUACAACAAGAGCACGAAGCCCAUCUAUGUCUCCGUGGGCCACAGGACGUGCCUAGAGUCGGCAGUGCGCCUGGUCCAGUCCUGCUGUAGGUACCGGAUCCCAGAGCCCAUCCGACAGGCUGACAUCAGAUCCAGAGAGUACAUCCGGAAGCACCUGUCCUCCCCACUGGGGGGCACGUCUCCUGGGCCAGGGAGGAAGGAAGAGGCUGAGCCCAAGCAUUAAUUUGGCCCCAGGAAGACACUGCCCAGCCCCAGUGUGAACUUGAGCCUUCCACCCCCUCUGGGACCAGAGCUCCGAGAAGUCUCUACAGGGCACCAUGACUGACCGUCCACGCCAGGAAUUCAGGGUACUUCAUGGGGUGAAACGCCAGGAUGACCAGAGAUAAGCCAGGAGACGGCUUCCCCCUGGGCUCUGCUAAUGGGGCAGGAGCCCCAGUCUUUGAUAGUCUGUAAAUUCUAGAGAAUGUUUUAUAUUCCAAUUUUGAAAACACACGCUGUAAAAAUAAAUUCUCCCCAGCACUCGUAC